UAUAAAAGUCCCACAAAUUGGCGCUCUACUGUAGUUCUGCCCACCGGCACUUCCUCUCACGCUUUCAACUCUCAGACUCGCAAGUCUCACUAGAAGCAGAACUGUAUCCCGUCAACUGCCGCUCCAUUUCUAAUAAUGUCAGGCGAAACUGAAGCGGUAUCUCUUUCCGGAACUCCUACCACGGCGGAGCUGGCGGCGGUUAGUAACGAGGAGGAGACGCGGAUCCUCAGCGACGCCAUUCGUUCUUUGCCUCCUCAAGCCGUCAAGGACUUGUUGAACUCCGAGGUUUGUAUCGCUUGCAUACUCAGGCUGUUUGGAUUCAGAGAACAUUUUCACUUCCGUUCUUCUAUCUCGAGUUCUAUGUUGCAUUCUGUUCUUGGAGAGUCGGAACAUCUGGAACAUUACGGGAUACUUGCUGGCUCCAAAUCAGGGGAGGAAUUAGAAGUUCAGCAGAUUGUGUGCAGGAUGUGUUUAGGCAUUUUGCAGUACUUAUAUCGCAAUGAUAAGGGCAUAUUGGUGCAAAAGCUAAGUGCAGACGGCUUAGCUGCUUCCAUUGAUGAAAUGAUAAAGCAAGAUGGCCAUGAGAUCGACGGCUUCUCCCUUGAACUGUCCGUACCACCUGUCCUCUUGGAACAUGACAAUGCAGUAUGGUCGUAUAUGAAGAAGAGAUACGGACAGGAAGUUGGGAUUGCAGAAGAGACCUCAAAAUGUGUUUCUGUGAAGGAUGCCUUAAAAUUGGCAAUAACAUAUCCCAUUGAAAAUAUGUUGGAUGUUAAAUCCAGCUCCAUUCCAAGCUCAUUCCGCAUUCGGCUGACCUAUAGUCAAACGAAGCCAUCAUCCUCCAUGGCUAAAUCUCCAGGAGAAACGAAUGGAUCUUGCAAGAGAAGAAAAACAGGUAUGAUGAAUGAUGUUCGUAUGAGUUUUUCAGUGCUAGUAAGCUGUUCUUUCUGCUUUUGUUUCUUUGCAGCUGAUGUGAAUGGAGUACCUGUGAGGUCUUCUAACUUCUCUGGUGAUCAGAAGUCCUCAGAGCCUUGCAACUUCCCUUUAGAGAAGGUCAAUGAACCCUACUACCUGGCUCUUGUUUGCUGCCGAACACCUAUCUACAUUGGUGGGAGAUACCUCAAGUUCUCAAGAAAUGUUAGUCAAACUCGCUGGAUUAUUGACGACGAAAGAAAAGGAGAAUCAUCUGUCGAGGAAAUAAUAGGAAGCAGCAUUCUUCCAGCUUGUCAAGGUGACAGUUACAAGUUUCAUGCUGCUGGCAGAGAGGAUAUUGAUGUGCGGAUGUUGGGUUCAGGCAGACCUUUCAUGGUUGAAGUACAAAAUGCGCGGAGAGUUCCCUCAGAGGCUAUUAUCAAAGAAACAGAAACAAAAAUAAACAGCUUGGAGGAAAAAUUGGUUGCUGUGAAAAAUCUUAAACUGGAAGUCAAUAAUGGUUGGGGCUUAAUGCACGAAGGAGAAUCCGAAAAACAGAAACAAUACUGCUCUUUAGUGUGGAUUUCACGCACACUUGAGGAUGAAGACGUGCAGACCAUAACUGCAUCGAAGGAUAUGAAAGUUUUGCAAAGGACACCAAUAAGGGUUCUCCAUCGGCGAAGUCCUUUAGAACGGGAAAAGAUCAUACACUGGAUGAAAGUCGAGAGGGUUGCUGGGAGCUCUCAAUAUUUCCUGUUGCAUUUGUGCACUCAGGCUGGGACGUACAUUAAAGAAUUUGUUCACGGAGAUUUUGGUCGCACCAAUCCAAGCAUUGGGUCGAUUUUAGGAUGCAGAGCCGAAAUACUGCAAUUGGAUGUUACAGACGUGAAGAUGGACGGUUUCUGAUUACCGUUGUGGCCAUUGACUCAGAAGCGGUAUUUUCAACUCAAUUUUAGAGCCUAAUUUUUGGUUCCCGGUUCUUCUUGAGGCUGCAUCUUUCAGAUGCAACCACACAACUAUUCAAGCUUUCUGUAUAAAGCUUGCAUUGAAAUUUGAAAGUAUACUUUUCACCUUAGUUACUUGUAUGAUUUAUUGUCAGCUCGUAAUAGUUUUCUAUUAGUUAGGAUAGGAAUCUAGUAUGGUUACGAUAACCUCGAUAGUCUAGUGCUAGAGUACUCUCAACUUCAGUGAGGAAAUUUUCACAUUGACGAUUGCUUUGAGAACUAUUGUUGCCGCUACGCCUACGCUCUUGAUAUUCUUGGGA
Molecule: messenger RNA, 2176 nt
Organism: Linum tenue
Lineage: Eukaryota; Viridiplantae; Streptophyta; Magnoliopsida; Malpighiales; Linaceae
Source: the annotation of a GenBank genome assembly